Molecule: messenger RNA, 1674 nt
Organism: Aspergillus ochraceoroseus IBT 24754
Lineage: Eukaryota; Fungi; Ascomycota; Eurotiomycetes; Eurotiales; Aspergillaceae
Product: C2H2-type zinc finger protein
Exons: 6
Coding region: 1-1674 (557 amino acids)
Biological process (GO): central nervous system development; regulation of transcription by RNA polymerase II
Cellular component (GO): nucleus
Molecular function (GO): RNA polymerase II cis-regulatory region sequence-specific DNA binding; DNA-binding transcription factor activity, RNA polymerase II-specific
Source: RefSeq, a predicted model, not a curated record
AUGGCUUCUCACACGAAACAGGACGACUUCUGUCUCGAAUGCCACUGGGAGUCAUUCCAUCUCGACGGCAAAAGUUCGGAAGAUUCCUCCGAGGUGCAGGUGCCUGUAUCGGUGUCACACUGGGAUUGCGCCGACGGGGAACACCAUCAUACCUUCGAGGCUCAUUGCGAUGUCGAUGAAACAUGCUGCGAUGCCGAUAACUGCUCUAUCACUUGUCCAUCAGUAUGCGAUGGCUUUGUUGACUGUAGCGACUCGACGCCGUGCUCUGUAGCUCACUGUGAAGAUACAAACUGCCAUGACGUUGUCCCCGUCUGUUUUGACGAGCAUUGCUUUGAUGGAACGGGUACGGAUCCUACCUUAGAGUCUUUAUUUGGGUUGGGCAUUCCGAUGAGUUCCGAAAAGGAUGAUUUGCUUCCGGCUCCUGUUGAGCAGGAGGACCAGUUGUCCAAAGCCGUUGGACAUCCUGUACCUGAUAUCUCAGAGAACCAGCUAUGCACCGGUCCUUUUUUCACGCCGGACGCGAUAGCCAUAACUCACUGUCAUCCUCACAACUUCGACGACCUUCAUUCUCAUCCCCUUCCGCAGACAACACCCGAUAGUCUAAUACAACAGUCGCUCCCUGUUCAGAACGUCAACCCCGCAGACGUGUUCCACAUGUUAGGAAUGUGUCCGGAUUUCUCAAACCAUUUCCACGUACAUGAAGCCUCAAACUGCCCGGAAAACCUGGAGACCAAACUCGACAGUUCCGCCCCAAAUUCAUUCACAUGUCUCCAUCUCGAUGAAGACAGUGUGAACAACUUGAUAAAAAACUCCUUCCACCUGGAUGGCAUUCCCGCCAGAGGGCCUUGCCGCUCAAACCACCGUUGUCGAACACACUCCCACCCACACGUCCAUCCAUACUCACCUUACUCCCGCCAUUCCCGGUCCAGCUUCAGCUCCCAGCUGCUCCCCAGCCCAGGCGAGACUCCGCCUCCUUUAGACGGUGGCUCAUCAGUCCUCGCAAGCCCCGAGUUUUGUCCAAACGAAAACGCAAUCCACAUCUGCAAAUGGGUCACAAACUGCCGAGGCGUUAAAUUUACCUGUGGAGCAACCUUCCCCAGUGCCUGCGCUCUCCAGGAGCACCUUGUUUCUCGGCAUAUGGGACCAGUGCACGGCGCAAAGGGAACCGGAUACUACUGCUGCUGGGAAGGAUGCAGUCGUCCCGCAGAGCCGUUUUCGCAAAAGUCGAAACUCCAAGGCCAUUUCCUCACACAUAGCAACUACAAAAACUUCCAAUGCUCGGUCUGCGGCAAGCUCUUUGCCCGACAAGCAACCCUAGAGCGACACGAACGGAGCCAUCGCGGUGAGAAACCGUAUAAAUGCUCCGACUGUGGAAAGUCCUUCACGGAUAGCAGUGAGCUGAAAACGCAUUCCCGCACGCACACGGGCGAGAAGCCAUUCAAAUGCACCUUUCCUGGAUGCAAAUUCCAAACUGGCGAUUCAUCAAACAUGUCAAGCCACAGACUUACCCACGGCGAGCGAAGACAUAAAUGUCAAUUUCCCGGGUGCAACAAAAGCUUUACACGGCCUGACCAAUUAAAACGACACAUGAAGUCCACGCAUAAGGAGCACUCGGCUUUCCAGUCUCCAUUACUAAGUGACCAAUUAACGCUCUCUUUUGGCGCAGCUGUAUAG